Molecule: messenger RNA, 1223 nt
Organism: Arabidopsis thaliana (thale cress)
Lineage: Eukaryota; Viridiplantae; Streptophyta; Magnoliopsida; Brassicales; Brassicaceae
Product: Terpenoid synthases superfamily protein
Exons: 1
Coding region: 20-1054 (344 amino acids)
Biological process (GO): isoprenoid biosynthetic process; trans, trans-farnesyl diphosphate biosynthetic process; geranylgeranyl diphosphate biosynthetic process
Cellular component (GO): cytoplasm; mitochondrion
Molecular function (GO): dimethylallyltranstransferase activity; prenyltransferase activity; (2E,6E)-farnesyl diphosphate synthase activity
Source: RefSeq, marked reviewed
GAUCAAACCAAACCCAAAGAUGGAAAAUCGAGAAGUUUUUGUUUACAUUGUCAUCUCCAUCUUCCGCUCUCUCCAAUUCUUGUUUUGGAGAUUCCGUCCACGUUACAAUGAUGUUACGUCUGCGUUGACCCGCCCUCUGACUUCGGCCGCAAGCUAUGAUUUUAAGUUCAUGUCGUAUAUGGUCAAUAAGGCUAAGUCCGUCAAUAAAGCACUAGAAGAGGCUGUUCCUCUCCGCGAGCCAGAACUCAAGAUCCGUGAGGCCAUGAGGUACACGCUUCUCUCCGAUGGGAAGCGUGUAAGACCAAUGCUUUGCUUAGCUGCAUGCGAGCUCGUGGGGGGACAAGAGUCAACCGCAAUGUCCGCUGCAUGUGCGAUUGAGAUGCUCCACGCGUCGUCUCUCAUCCUAGACGACCUCCCUUGUAUGGACAACGACAGCCUCCGACGUGGAAAACCCACUAACCAUAUAGUCUUUGGCGAGAGUAUAGCCAUAUUAGCUUCUCAAGCGCUCAUAGCUUUGGCUGUCCAAAAGACCACGUCAUCCACCUUUGCGGACGUUCCCCCAGAGAGGAUUCUCAAGACCGUUCAGGAGAUGGUUAAAGCAGUGGAAGGGCUUGUUGCAGGUCAACAGGCGGAUUUGGCUGGAGAAGGUAUGAGAUUUGAUAGUGACACUGGAUUAGAGCAUCUUGAGUUUAUACAUAUUCAUAAAACGGCGGCGUUGCUUGAAGCCGCAGCUGUUAUGGGAGCUAUAAUGGGAGGUGGGUCUGAUGAAGAGAUUGAGAGGCUUCGGAGUUACGCAAGAUGUAUUGGGUUAAUGUUUCAGGUUGUGGACGAUGUGCUUGAUGUGACCAAAUCGUCGGAAGAGCUCGGGAAAACCGCCGGUAAAGAUUUGAUCGCCGGAAAACUGACGUAUCCGAGACUGAUGGGAGUGGAGAAAUCGAAAGAAUAUGCUGAGAGAUUGAACAUAGAAGCGCGGGAACAUCUUCUAGGGUUUGAUAUAGACAAGGUGGCUCCUUUGGUGUCUCUCGCUGAUUACAUUGUCAACAGACAAAACUGACACUAUUGCUCAAAAGCUUAAUAACAAAAUUUGUGUCUACUGUCUAGUGACAAUAUUAAAACUUGGAUAUGUAAACAAAACACAGGAGGCCCAUACACAAAUUUAGGCCUGGUUCUACUUAACGGCUCAACGGCCUUCACUUGUUUUCCUUUGGAUAAAUAAAAGUUGG